Thlaspi arvense is the source of this 534-nucleotide messenger RNA. NCBI's taxonomy places the organism in Eukaryota, Viridiplantae, Streptophyta, Magnoliopsida, Brassicales, Brassicaceae. The record is from the annotation of a GenBank genome assembly.
GAGGAUAAGCUCAAAAUUAAUGUUGUGUUCUUUCAAAACUGGUCACAUUGGGGACUAAGUGGACCAGUUAUCCUCCGUCUCUCUCCAUGGGGUGCACCACAUCUCUUCAGUUCUGAGUACAAAGCGAUUCUUAUUGUUGACUUCAUACUGGAUAUUAACAUCGAAGCUGCUAAAUCAACACAAGCUGCAAAGCAUAAGGUAUCCAAUUCCUUUCCCCCUCAGUUCGGUCUUGUCAAUAAAUUCUGGAAUUACAUUCUAUACCGCGAGGGUUCUUCAGGAGACACCUUGUGGGCUUCAUUGUCAAAGAGCUCUAUUUCCAAUCUCCUUAAACAUUGUACAUUUCAAGUCACUGGAAAGGGUCAAUACAAAGAUGAGUUUGUGACAGCAGGAGGAGUUCCUUUAUCCGAGGAUUUCUUUGAAGACAAUGGAGAGCAAGUUGGUUCCGAAUCUUUUCUUUGCAGGAGAGGUAAACAUGGCUACAAUGUACUAAAUGUAUAUGGAGUUACAGGUGGCUUCAAUUUCCAGAAUGCUUGA